GGCGAGUGAGAAUGUCUUAGGAUUCCGUGUGUGUAAGGGAUGAUCUUUUCUAGGAUUGUAGUCACUGACCGUCAAAUCAAAACUGUGAAAAAUAAAUAACUGAUCGUCAGGUUCUCGUACGAUGAGUUUUACCUAACCUGUCUCAUAAACGACAUCCUGUGUGUAAAAAUAACAAAUAUUGCCAGGAUUUUCAGAUUUCAACAUGUUCACUGCACACAGCAAUUAAUUAGAAGUGAAUCUCUAGGAAGAUGACCAAGUUUAAUCUGCUGAGUUACCUCAGCAAUAGAGAGAGGGGAGGGGUCAAGGUCAAAUCUGGAAGGUCAUCAGUUUUGGGUUAUCUGGAAGAGAAAGGAUCAAAACCCACCAUAAACCAGCCAUGUAAACUGUCGGGACAAUGCAGGGCUACAUUUUUAAUGGAUUUUAGUCCUGAUGGAACCAAGGUGGCAUCCACACAUGGGGACCACACAGUUAGGGUAUCAGAAGUAGCAACAGGUAAAUGUCUCCACAUCUUGAGAGGCCACCCUCGCACACCCUGGUGUCUCGCCUUCCACCCCUCGUCCAAUCAGAUCCUAGCCUCAGGUUGUCUUGGAGGAGAGGUCCGAAUAUGGGACCUACAUGGUUGUGGAACAGAAGUCUGGAGGUCAAAGGACAGUCAAGUCAUAACCUCUUUGACCUUUCAUCCCACAGACCAUGUUUUGGUGUUUUCAGUGACCAAUCAUAUUUACUUCUGGGAUUGGAGUCAACCAGAGCCAUUUGUUGUCUGUAAAACUAAAUUUGAAUUUGAAAAAAUCAGGUGGGUGAAGUUUGACCCCCUAGGUUCAUACCUAUACACAGGGAUUGCCAACAACAUCACAGUAAGACCUACGUCCAGAGUAUCCUUUAUAAGCAGUAACAGUAGCCCCGCCCCACCUAACCCACGAACCCAGCAGCUGGGUAACGUGUAUGAUGGUCUGGUGGAAUGUUUCCAGGCAUCUCGACGAGACCGAGUCCUAAACCAAACUGAGGGAGGACAGGAUCUUCAGUCCUCUUCUAGCAUUCAACAUGGUGCAUCUAAUCACCCACAUUCACCAGUUCAUGAGGAAGGCCUCAAUUUGGCAAGGCAGUAUGCCUCCCACAUCACAGAGUCCUCCCAAAGAUCAACCUAUGGGGGACCCCAGAGGACAGAAAUUCCCUCUGGUGCCUCUAAUGACUCCUCCUCACCUGACACUGACAUGGAUGUUAUAUCUAGUCCAGCAGAACCUCGAUUGCUGAGGAACCCUCCUAGAGCGGCCUCAGCAGAGAAUGAUGUGAGUGGGGAGACGACACCAGAUGUAGUUAGUACAGACAUUGAGCCUAGUCAAACUAGGCCUGUGUCAAACAGUGAUAGUGUCCCAGGAACACUGAUUGUUACGGAGAGGUCACCAGAACAAGCCAGUCCCCCCUUUCAGUCUUUGGACCCUCCCACAGGAGUUAGAAUUGUCUCUGAGUCACAAGCAAUGAAUGAAUCCAUCCACAGCAGGCUGGGUAAUCAAGUUCAUGCUUCAACUGUUGCAUUUAAUGUAGCACCCCAAGAGGAGAGGGCAGAGGAGAUUGUUAAUCUCAGUGACAUAGCUUCACGAGGACUCUCUAAUAAUGACAUAUCCCAGCAUUCCUCCACCACAGACUGUGAAAGAGACAACUGUCCUGUCUGUGGGAACUUCAACACGAGACACCUCAGGCGAGUGUGUGAGUCUGAGAUGUUUACACAGCUACGAGCUAGACGCAGGAGUUUACAAAACUCAAUAAACAAUGCUUCAGCAAGGAGUGCAUUCUCUCGUCCUUACUUCUAUAACAGACAUGGUUCACUGGUGAGACCAGAAGUUCACUCUAUACACGAUCCUAGUCAGUUAGGUGAGAUGCAUGAAAUAAGACGUGUGGAGAAUCCUAACGCAGGAGCUUCUAAUGUGGAUAAUGCUACAUCUAAUAAUAAUGUACCUAGUAACACCGAGGGUGAUGCUCGUCUAACCCAGGUGGGGGAUAAUAUUGACAUAUGUGCCAGCAUCCAUGAGAACUUUGCCUCCAUUACGGCGCGUAUUGAACGUGAGAUGAAUGAACUAGACAGAAGAAUAAACACUCUCAGAAAUACCUUUAACGAGAGUUUAAGAAGAUUACAGCAUCAUAGAGUGUCUUUCUUGUCUGCUCGGGAGGGGGAUGUAAAUGGACGUAGACCAACAUCAUUUCUGGUGGCCAGACACAUCCAACAAGCUGAAGGAGCCUCAGCAAGCCGAUUGGAAGACAGUACACAUUCCAUGGAGAGGGGACAACACUUGCUGGAGACGGCGCUAAGGUCAUCUCACCAGGACAUAAGUAGUACACACACACACAGUGCUCCUCGAGAUCCAGAUUCCUCCCAGAACUGGCAGUCUCUAGAGCGACAUCAUCUCCACCCACACUACUCUGUCAGUAUCCUAGACAACACAAUUAACCGACCCAAUGACCCGAUUCAGACUGCCAUCAACAGAGCCAUAGCAGAUGCCUUCAUGGGGCGUGGAGAGCCUGCUGUGGCAGCAAACAUUAUCAACCAUACGUAUCGUAUCCAAGCCUGGGAUUUCUCCAAGUGCUGUAUACCAGAUCUCACUGACACAAAGUCCAACAUCAUUGUACAGCAUUGUAAGCUUCACAAUGAAGCUAGCUGUAAUUUGUCUCAGGAUGGCACCAUGCUGGCAACAUUUGUACCGAGUCACAGAGGUUUCCCCGACGACAAUAUUCUGGCUGUGUAUUCCCUGGAGACCAGGACAAGGGGACAGUGCCUCUACACUAAAAGCUUUGGACCAAAUGCCAUCUCUGUGAGCUUGUCACCUGGAUGUGAUUAUGUGAUGGUUGGGCUAGCUGCCAAACAGCUCUCCUGGGUGUUCACACCCAAUCAGUUGGUAGCACAGAUCUUGAAGUUAGAAAACAAACAUGCUGGUGAAAAGUCAAUGCAGCAUGUAACCGAUGUAAUGCAUCCUUGUGACAUGGAUAUUCGGACCCAUGUUAGUGUGAACUCCACACGAUGGCUGCCAGAAUCGGGGGAGGGGAUUGUGUAUGGAACAAACAGAGGGGAUCUACAUAUCUGUAGGCCAGGAACUAAGAUGUCCAUAAAGGGGGAUAACUCUGACGAUAGAUCAAUCAGGAGAAACUUGAUGCACAUGCUCAGAAUGUCAGGAGAACAGGAAGUGUCUCGGAUUAACUCUUCCACACAGACACCAGGUGUUAGACGGAGCGCGGCGACUCAGACAGACACUGACGAUAACACAUAGUGAGGAAGUACUACUACUCUACUCUGGAGUAAACGGCAAAAUAGAAUUUAACAUCUUGAAUAAAAUUCAAGUUCAUUGAAGCACAGGACAUCUCAAUGUUUGAUAUAGUAUAACUUAAAUUUUGUUGUGAUGUUCAUAUAAUGAUUUUGUGUAUGUCGUUUGUCAUGUUCUGGGCAAUAUAUAUCAGGGACAUAUUAUUUUGAAGAAUAGAAUAAUAUCAUUUUUAUCCUUAGUUUCGUUACAGGGGCCAUCUAAUUAAUGGCUUGCUUGCCCUCUUAGUUUUUUCCCAUAAUUAAGCCAUCAGCAAUUACUCUGAAAGGUGCAUAGUCAACUGAAGAGUAGGGGGGGUUAAAUUAGAACCUGUUCCUUUUGCCCUCUGCAAUCAGGAAGAAGCUAGGCCUGGAUUUAAUCAGAUACAUAGGAAACAGCUUUCUUGUUAGCCGAUCCCAGUAGCAGAGGGGUUAGGGAGCAGGGCAGAUAACGUCUAAGACCAAAAACAUUUGUGAUUAAAAAAUCUUUAAAAUUUACUCUUCUAUUAAAAAUUCCUUCCUGUAAAAGUAUCUUCCAAAAUUCUCUUAAAAAAAGGUUAAAACCAUUUUCAAAUUAAUGUAGAUAAGACAGUUGUUUGUAAAAUUACAUUUUGUUCUUAGUUGUAAGUCAUUUUAUAAAGCAGGCCCCCAUUUAUUUUCAAAAAAUUUCAAACAUUGUUUUCCCUCAGUUUAUGUUGUUAGUUGACAUAUAUGUGAAUGCUACAUAUAUUUAUUUAUAUCAUUGAUAUUUAUGAAGCAUAAAAUUUUUUCCUUUAUGAGCAAAUUAAAAAAAAAAAAAAAUCAUGUGUGUGAUAAGUAUAGCUGCAGAACUGUAGCUCUCUGGUUGAGAAGAUUUGGACAGACAAACAAGAGAGCUACAGAUCCAAGCUUUGUUAAAGCCUUCGAUUUACUAUGCUACUUUUUUGUUGCACACUUCAAGCAUUAUUGCUGUAUAAGCAUUGCCCUACUUAAAGCAUGGUAUCCAUCAAUUACCCAUAUAUUUUACUCGUAAUCUUGUUCUUUUUUUUUUUUUACCUUUAAAUGGUUCCAAACAGACAAUACACAUCCUGAGAAAAUCUAGGUAAUUUUUUUUUUCGUGGUUGGGGUGGGUGUGUCAAAUAUCAAAAUAUCAUUUAUGUCAUCUAUAAAAGAAAACAAAUGAAUAUUUAUAUAAAAAUGAAAUUAGAUGUAUAAAACACACGUCACAGGAGUGUAGAUUUUCUCUAUGUACUAGGUUUGUUUGGAACCGAGUGAAAUACAUGUAUAUGAUUAGUCAACGGAUACCAUGCUUAAGCUGGGGAAUGCACAUUAUACAAGAAAGGAUACCAAAGCAUGGGGAAUAAAAAAAGCGGCACCAUAAAUUGAAGGUUCUUGCAAUGCUUGGAUCUGUAACUCUCUGGUUUGUCUUUCCAAAUUUUGUUGACCAGAGAGCUACAGUUCUGCAGCUAUGUUAAGUGCUGAAAAAAUGAUGUUAUAAAGCAAUUUCAAAAUACAUUAUUCUUAUUUUCUUUUAUCAAAGCAGAAAUGUAAACAUUUAAGAUUAAAAGUAAUCUAAGUUCUGCUGUUAAUGAUGAUAAUAAGAGGUGAAUGCCAAAAUGACAGUAAUCUGUCUUUUAAAGAUAGUUACUCUUGAAAAAAGAUGCUGUAAAUGUGGCCAUGAAAUCUAUUGUCAUUGUAAAUGAUUUGUUUUAUUGUAUUGUUUUGUUAUGGAUCAUGUAAUGAAAUAAAAUAUGGGAGCAGAA
Molecule: messenger RNA, 5028 nt
Organism: Saccostrea echinata
Lineage: Eukaryota; Metazoa; Mollusca; Bivalvia; Ostreida; Ostreidae
Product: activating molecule in BECN1-regulated autophagy protein 1-like
Exons: 16
Coding region: 249-3257 (1002 amino acids)
Biological process (GO): autophagy
Cellular component (GO): intracellular membrane-bounded organelle
Molecular function (GO): protein binding
Source: RefSeq, a predicted model, not a curated record